UGUAUAGUGCCGAAUGUGCAAUUACGUAGGCCACAUUCCGUGUCUUCGAAAGAAUGAUAGCAUUAUGGAUAUUAAUCAUGCAGCUGUUUCUGCAACAAUGGUUACGGGCGGCGGAUAUAAUCAACUGGAGGAAUUACUCUCUGGCGUGAACAUGUCUUGCAUGACAAAAAGGAUGUACGAGAAAUGUCAGGAUGACAUAAUCGACGGCUUCGAAGUGGCCGCACAACAAGAAAUGGAAGAAGCUGGAAAAGAGGAAAGAGAAUUGGCUAUUGCAAGAGGCGAUGUGCUUGCAGGCUACAAUAUACCGUGGAUUCCAGUUGUCGCAGAUGGCAGCUGGAUGAGAAGAUCGUACCGCGGAGGAGACUACAAUUCUCUUUCUGGCGUAGGAGCCAUCGUGGGAUAUCAUACGAGAAAAGUGCUGUAUAUCAACGUUAAAAAUAAAUUUUGUAUGAUUUGCCAAAUAGCAGCAAAAAAGAAAGAAGCAGCGCGCGAACAUCGCUGUUUCAAGAACUGGGGUCGUCAGCAAAGUUCAACCGGUAUGGAAAGUGCUGCUAUCGUCGAAGGAUUUAAAUGCAGCCUAGAAAUGCACGGCCUAGUAUAUUCUAUAUUAGUUGCCGAUGGCGAUAGCAGCGUGUACAAGAAAAUAUUGGACAAUGAUCCAUAUAAAGAUUAUAUGGUGCAUAUACGGAAAAUAGAAUGCACCAAUCACCUGCUACGGAAUUUCAGUAGAAAAAUAAAUGACAUCGUAGCAAAAGGCCGCUACAAAGAGCUAAGAGCUGUCGUAAAGGACAAUGCUCUGCGGCUGCGUACUGGAAUAAAGAAAGCUGCAGAAUACCGGUUCAAAGAAAAAAUCAGACUAGUCGAUCAAAUAAAAAAUUUGAAGGAGGACAUGAAAAAUGUACCGAGUCAUGUUUUCGGUGAACACAAGGAGUGUCAGAAGUUAGCAUAUUUCUGCACCAAAUAUUCUGAUCCGGACAGAGUGAAUUAUGUUCCACGAUUGAAGCAAGGUGGUAUAUAUCAUAGCAUUGAAGAAGCGAUGCAGCCACUCUUCGCUCAAGCUGAAAGUUUGUUGUACGCUUUAAAUAAUAAUGCUGUAGAAAGCUUUAAUAAUAUAAUUGCCAAAUUCAUCGGAGGAAAAAGGAUAAACUUUGGACGAAGAGGCUCAUAUCAGGGUAGAGUCUCUGCUGCUGUCGUCCAAUUUAACAGUAAAGAGACCUUUAGCAAAUUGAGUAUGGCAAUGAAUAAAGAGCCGACAACCAUCGUAAGAAAGAUGGAAGAACGUCGGAAGCGUGCAACAGAAAUGGCAUCUAAAUAUAAAAAAGAAGCGAAAUCAUCCUCCUUCAGAAAUCCGAAACAAUCGUACGACCAGGAUUUACGGCCCCAGUGCAACAAAACCAGAUAUGGAAGAGACUGUAUACUCUUCCGAGUAUGAAAGGCACAUGGCCAUACUCCAUAAGUGGCAGACGAUGCGGCACACGAAAAGCGAAAAGUGGAUAGCUUACAGGAGAAAAUUAUUAACCGCAUCAAAUUUCAGCAAGAUAUGCAGAUUACGAAAAGAUACACCGCGGGCAAAUACUUUGAAGAGUAUAAUGUAUCCGCAAAUACCGAAUUUACGUUCCCUCGAAUACGGAAGGGAGAACGAGGCAAACGCAUUGAAGCAAUUAGAAGACGAAUUAGGAAUUCAUAUUCGACCAUGUGGCCUCUUCAUCGAUGCCGUUGUGCUUUACGUAGGUGUAACUCCUGACGGUAUCGUAGACGAUGAUCGAAGUAAAAUGUCCUGAAUCGGCGAAGGAUUUAUCGCCUGCUGAAGCUAUAGAGCAACUUCCUGCAAUACGGCGUAUUUUCCGGGGUGAUGAAAUGAAUAAAAUUCAUCACUACUAUUAUCAAGUGCAAGGACAGUUGCACUUAACGAAUAGACAAUGCGCUCUAUUCUGUUUAUGGAUGCCGAAAGGAAUGAAAAUUAUAAAAGUACCAAGAAAUGAUACAUUCUGGGCAACAGAGAUGGAGGAAAAACUGAGGAAGUUUUAUGAGGACUGCAUGUUGCCAGAAAUCAUAGAUAGUAGAUUCAAUCGACACCAACCGAUUAGAGAACCUCCGUACAUAAAGACAGGAGGACCAUGUACGAGUACACAGUAAAGUACACCAUGCAAUACCAAUACACCGGCGUGUGUGCAGCGGAUAUGAAGAGCUGUCGAAUACUGUUCCAAAAUGUAAAUACGAAGGUAUAUAAAAGAUAAAUAGGGAGAGUGAAGAGGACCGUCUAUGACGGGGGUGGUGGUAGUGGGUCUCUUUACACUCUCCUAAUAAUUUAUACUUGCAACUACUUUUCCUUACUUUGCACGGGAGGAGUACAAUGUACGAUAGCGUAAGUACGACACUUAUACUUUUGGUAUACAAGUAGUUGGAUUAAUUGGAAAUCAUCAUGAAUUUCAUAUAUGAAUUUGUUUUAAUUAUUUCCAGUGACCAAUAUCAAUGGUGAAAAUGCUGCUCGACGAAAGUAGGAAAGGAAGCAGGUCUUCACCAUGCAAGCAUAAAGAUAAGUAAAUCACAUACAUUUACAUCUUUACUGCAUGCAAAUUGAUUAGAACUCAUUCUAGCUUUUUAUCUUAGCUUCUAUCACAAUUUACUGUAAUCGAAAGGGGUCACCAUUGCAAGAAAUAUUGGUGAGAAAUAGAAAACUAAUAGUGGAUUCAUCGAGCGGUAUCUAACCAGGGUGUACAGCAUGAUAGUUCAAGAGAUCCUGUAUCGUGUCAACCUAAUUUUAUACAUAAUGCUUAUUCAAUAAUUGCUUUCUGCAUAGGACGUUAAGUGUAUAAGUGUAGAGCGUUCAUAUUCUGCUGUAGUACUUUGUUAAUAAAGAAAGGCUUGUACUUCACUGAUCAGUGUUUUAAUCGCUUUUUGAUAUGAAGGGUCAGAAUCUUUUGGUCAUUAUCCUUCCAUACUGAUAAUUCGCUAUUUAUGAACUAACCUAACCCUAACCUAACCGUUUAGUAUUUUUAUAUUGUCCGUUUAGUAAUUUUAUAUAA
Molecule: messenger RNA, 3026 nt
Organism: Osmia lignaria (orchard mason bee)
Lineage: Eukaryota; Metazoa; Arthropoda; Insecta; Hymenoptera; Megachilidae
Source: RefSeq, a predicted model, not a curated record